Molecule: messenger RNA, 1069 nt
Organism: Macadamia integrifolia
Lineage: Eukaryota; Viridiplantae; Streptophyta; Magnoliopsida; Proteales; Proteaceae
Product: two-component response regulator ORR3-like
Exons: 5
Coding region: 286-840 (184 amino acids)
Biological process (GO): phosphorelay signal transduction system; cytokinin-activated signaling pathway
Source: RefSeq, a predicted model, not a curated record
UCAAAAUCCCAUGGAGAGAUUCCCGACAACGAAAUCUAGAUUCGGUCUUUCCUCUCCGAUCGGUGUGGACAUGAGGGGACCUCCUCUGCUCCAUUAAUUCUCGAACCCUUUUUUCUAUUUCUCUCUUGUUUCUCACUCCUUUCGCACUACUUCUCGUGUUAAACGUCGGGCACUUUUUGAUUUCCGGCUUUGGCUUCUUUCACUGUUUUGCUGCUUUGAGGACAAAACCUUUCUUGGUUACUAUCUUUUCUCUCUGGCCGACCGGCGACCACUACGGUGAGAGCCAUGGCUGAGCCCGACGCAGACAUCUCUGCUUCUUCUUCUUCUUGUUCUCUCAUUCAUGUAUUAGCCGUUGAUGAUUGCCUUGUGGACCGUAAAGUCGUCGAGAAGCUCCUCAAGGCUGCUAAGUUCAAAGUUACUAUAGUUGAAAGUGGAAAGAAGGCAAUGGAGAUUCUACAGUUGAAUGAAGAAAAGAUUGGAACUCCUACCGUUGAUGACCAGAAGAUUGACAUUAUUCUCACUGAUUAUUGUAUGCCCGAGAUGAAUGGUUUUGACCUCCUCAAGGUUGUCAAGGAGAACAACUGCCUGAAAUCUAUGCCAGUAGUCAUAAUGUCAUCUGAGCACGUGCCUGAGAGAAUUAGCAGUUGCCUCGCUGCUGGAGCUGAGGAAUUCAUCCAGAAACCUCUUAAGCUAAGAGACUUGCAGAGAUUACGAAAUUUUGUAAAGCCGGCAACAACUACACCUGUAACAGGAAUGAAGAGAAAGGUGCCACUCGACCUGCUGCCUGAGACCAAUGCAUCAGAAAGGCGACCUCGCCUUGCUGGAGUUGUGGUUGCAUGAGCACAGAUGUAUUACUAAGCUUUCAUCUUUGAAUGGGUGAUCACCAACACAUGUUUGUUGCUUUUCUUUAACUCACUCUUGUUUGGAUAGGAUUUUGUAUAGGUGGGCUGCUUUUUGUUUCUGGUGGCGGGUUUGCGGUCGAAUGGUGGCUUCAAGAUGUUGUGUGUACUGAUGUUGAAUGACUUUUGAACAUGUAUCCUAUCAGUAAUAUCUCUAGUUUUUCUGUUCA